Erythranthe guttata (spotted monkey flower) is the source of this 587-nucleotide messenger RNA. Its product is annotated as large ribosomal subunit protein eL30. Gene Ontology annotation, molecular function: RNA binding; structural constituent of ribosome. NCBI's taxonomy places the organism in Eukaryota, Viridiplantae, Streptophyta, Magnoliopsida, Lamiales, Phrymaceae. Gene Ontology annotation, cellular component: cytosolic large ribosomal subunit. The record is from RefSeq and is a predicted model, not a curated record.
UCUACAAUCGUAAAUUAGGGUUUCACAAUCGUCUUCAUCAACCUCCCUCGCGCCGCUAAACUCCCGAAACCAGACUUCCAGCAAAAAUGGUCGCCGCCAAGAAAACCAAGAAGACCCAUGAGAGCAUCAACAACAGGCUCGCUCUGGUGAUGAAGAGCGGAAAGUACACCCUUGGUUACAAGACCGUACUCAAAACCCUCCGCAAUUCCAAAGGUAAAUUGAUUCUUAUCUCGAACAACUGCCCGCCGUUGAGGAAAUCGGAAAUUGAGUACUACGCUAUGCUCUCCAAAGUUGGUGUUCAUCACUACAAUGGAAAUAAUGUUGACUUGGGAACUGCUUGUGGAAAGUACUUCCGUGUUUCAUGCCUCAGCAUUGUCGAUCCAGGUGACUCGGACAUCAUCAAAUCGUUGCCUGCUGACCACUGAGAGAAAGAGAUAGAUAGUUUUAUGCCUUGCUAUUUCCUUUUUUUCUUUUUUGGAUUUCUUGAAAUGUUUCCUAUUUUUAAACGUAAAACGACACCUUGGCGGUUGGAAUUUUUCGACUUGAAUUCUAUCUGUGUUUAUCUUAUAUGUCUUGCUGGUUUUUGA